Molecule: messenger RNA, 1164 nt
Organism: Nestor notabilis (Kea)
Lineage: Eukaryota; Metazoa; Chordata; Aves; Psittaciformes; Psittacidae
Gene: ATP6AP1
Product: ATPase, H+ transporting, lysosomal accessory protein 1
Exons: 9
Cellular component (GO): proton-transporting V-type ATPase complex
Source: RefSeq, a predicted model, not a curated record
AUGACACGGCUCUACUCUGCUGCUUCAGCCCCACUGCUGUGCACCCUCGCUGUGCUCUUCAGAACAUCUCUGUCAGUGGACCAUGUACCGAUGCUGCUUUGGUCAUCUCAGGGAUCACAGUGGAAUCCAUACACUGCUUUGCAUGAAGGACACAUCGUCUCAGCACAGGAACUGACUGGACUCUUGAAGCCUUUUACCCAGAAUUCCAGAAACCUCAUUUUGUUCCUGCAAGAUAUGCUUAGCAUAGAUGAUUUCACAUACCUCAGUGAAUCCUACGGUAACAAGAAUCUAUUUCAAAAUGUUCAGGAAAUUCUUCAGUCUUCUCCUUCAUCUUUAGUUUUGCCAGCUGUUGACUGUGAGGCUACCAGGCACCUUCUGAGCUUUCUUCAGAAGUCAGAAGAUUGGAACUUAACAAACAUAACUAAUCUCAAUGUCUCUCAGGUGGAAAUGAAUACACCCAAACCAAACUUACUGGUGAUUCAGCUACAACCACUUGUCAGCGGUUUAAAUGAGAUUUCCACCCUGGAAGCAAUUGCUGAAAAUGACAAAAUAAUUGGAAGAUUGACCAUGGAUCUACAGGAACGAGGGAUUCAUUUUUCAGUAAUUUAUACUGCAGUGAGACCUUCAAGGAUUUCUAGAAGAACUGUAGUGGUGGGGGAAUUAAGACGACAAUUAAUGGCCACUGAGGAAGAAGACAGUUUAUCAUAUUCUCCCCUGAGUGUGACCACUGGAAAUGAUACAUGCAUCCUUUUUUAUGCUAGUAAUUUCAGCCUCAAAACCAGCAGUUCAGUUUUUAUAGAUUUGACAAGUGCAACAUUUGUAACACAUAAUGUGACUACUUCUUCCUCUGAGUGCUCAGACAGCAAUGCAACACUGUCAUUGGAAUAUACAAGGCCAGUGAAUGGAAUCAGCAGCCUAAACAUAAGGUUUUUAAUGACCAACAAGUUCUAUGAAGGCUCAGCUAGAAACUGGUCCACUUUAUAUUCAGUUGAGAUUGUACAAGAUGGAGAAAAGUUUGCUAAAUUUAAUGUUUCUGUCAUCUCUGCUCCUGCAGAGUAUUCAUCUCAUUGUCAGCUGGUGGGAACAAGCAAUCUUUAUCCUGCAACGCUUAUUCCAUCCAACGAUGAGGCAGAAAACUGGGAUGUUUUCAUUUCCAGUUUGCAA